Messenger RNA from Geodia barretti, 1407 nucleotides. The record is from the annotation of a GenBank genome assembly. Lineage: Eukaryota; Metazoa; Porifera; Demospongiae; Tetractinellida; Geodiidae.
AUGGCUGAUGGCUAUUCUAUGAAAUUCCACGAUACGAUUGCAGCCAUCGCAACAGCACGCGGUGAAGCCGGCAUCGGCAUCGUCCGAGUGAGUGGUGACCUUGCCCUACCGAUCGCCGCUGAAUUGUUCCGAUCACCGCGCGGCGUGUCCCUCACAGAACUGUCAACGCAUACACUUACAUACGGACACGUCAUAGAUACAAACGCAUCCGAUGAUGUCAUCGACGAAGUGUUACUCGGCAUCAUGCACGCACCCAAGACAUAUACCGGUGAAGACAUCGUCGAAUUUAACUGCCACGGUGGUAUCGUGACACUCACAGCAGUGUUAGACUUGGUGGUGAAGAGCGGGGCUCGGGUCGCCGAACCCGGAGAAUUUACAAAACGUGCUUUCCUCAACGGAAGGCUGGAUUUAGCACAAGCGGAAGCAGUCGCCGAACUCAUCGCCUCAAAAACAGAUCUCAGCCGAAAAAUCGCUAUAGAGGCACUCGCCGGAAAACUCUCUGAUACUGUAAAUUCCCUCAGCGACCGGCUCGCUGAUUUGCUCGCAGAAAUUGAGGCAUCCAUCGACUUUCCCGAGGAAGACCUGGAUUUCAUGAAGGUGGAGACACAACUCGGAACGGCGCGUGCUGUUCAGACCGACUUAACAGCACUGCUCGACACUGCCACAGAAGGUAGGAUUAUCACAGAAGGUGUCAAUGUCGCUAUACUGGGAAAGCCGAACGUCGGAAAAUCAAGUCUGCUCAAUGCCCUCGUUGGAGCAACACGCGCAAUCGUUACAGAAAUACCCGGCACAACACGCGAUACAAUUGAGGAAACGAUUAACGUCAACGGCAUCCCGUUGAAACUCAUUGAUACCGCCGGUAUUCGACAGACAGAUGACAUUGUAGAACAACAAGGUGUUGAACGGAGCAAAGCGGUGCUUGACAGGGCAGAACUGUUACUGUUGAUGUUUGAUGCCUCGCAACCGCUGAACAACGCGGACUUGGAACUCUUACAGACAGCACAAUCAGCCAAGGCAAUUCUUAUUCUCAACAAGGUGGAUCUACCGGUUCUGACACCAUCAACGACAUUGCUUGUGCACUGUCCUAAAAAACAGGUUGUCGAGACAGCGAUUCCUGAGGACAAAGGACUCGAUGCCCUAAAGGUUACGAUUUGUGAGGAAUUACUUGGAGGUGAACUGGUCGUCGGUGAAUCGCCGAUUGUGACAAACGCUCGCCACCAAGAAGCUCUCCGGUGCGCGAACGAAGGACUCAAUUAUGCGAUAGAGAGUCUCGAAAAUGGUAUGCCCCCUGACCUCGUCGCCGUCGAUCUCCGGAUCAGUUUGGACGGUCUCGGAGACAUCGUCGGUAGAACAACAACUGAAGAUAUUUUGGAUAGAAUCUUCUCUCAGUUCUGCGUCGGAAAGUGA